AUGUCAAGUCGAUCUAAGACGGGCGCGAAGAACGGUUCUAAGAAAACGCGAUCGAAUGCGAUGUUAGAUGUUAAAGGUGGGUGCGAAGUCCAAGUGGAAGAUGGUGCGUGUAGUAGUGUGUCAGUGGUGGUCGAGGAAAACUCGGAGGCAAAUAAGCAACCGGACGAAACUCUACCCGGACAAGCAUGCAAGACAUGCGAUGGUCCGGACACCGACGACAUGGUUCAGUGUGACGAGUGCGAUAAAGGUCCAGCGACGAACUACAAUCCCCAACCAGAAUCCAGCGCUAGUGAAGCAAUUAUCCGACCGCAGAAACGAAGAACCAGUAGCUACAGAGGAUCAACAACUUCCGGUGCACCACCGUUUCAAUCACCAAAAACGGAUACCUCGUUCGGGACAAAGGCAGAAUCAAAACAGUCAGUCACAGGAGCCUUAUCAGUUGUUUCACGUAUUUCCUCAAAAUGUUCGUUGCUGAAAUUGGAGUUAAAGAAACUGGAGGAGGAACACGAGCUCGAAAAACAGGCAGCUGAGAAGCGGCGUCUGUACGUUGACAGAAAGUAUGACAUUCUUAAGCAGUUGGCAAACCGAUCAAACGUUGGUUCCUGUGACGGGUUAAGUCGAGCGAAUGACGGUGUGGAAAAUGGUCGAAGUCGAGUGAACGAUUGGAUAAAAAACGUAAACGCAUUCCAAGAUGAAAGAAAUGAAUCGAAUCAGUGUUCAGAGUAUUUCAGUCCUCGGAAAUUUUCUACAUUCAUUGCUUCUUGCACUGCCAGAGAACAAUCUAGUCCUGGGAAUGAACAACGUUCGGAAUCAAAUAAGUCUCAUCACGAUCAGCAGUCGUAUUCGGAAGUUUCUUGCAGCUACGUAAGAAAUUUCAGUCAAAGGUCGAUCCAGGAAUCGGAAACACGAAAUCAACGCCGUGAAAAUAAGCAGCGCACCGGAACCGGUGGUAGUUACAAUGGAAAUCCCAACGAUGAUGAAUUAAAUCAAUCGAUACGUCAGUCACAUACGUACGAUAGAUCCGGCUACAAGCGCGCUUCGAUCCGCGGCCCAUCUAUUCCGUUUCAAAACCAUUCAGUGCAACAGCAUGCAGCUCCGCCGACCAGACAGCAGCUUGCAGCUCGUCAAGCGGUGUCGAGGGACUUGCCCACGUUUUCCGGCAAUCCGGAGGAUUGGCCGAUCUUCUUCUCGUCGUUCAACAGUACAACAUCAAUGUGUGGAUUCUCAAACGAUGAGAAUAUCGUUCGACUGCAGAAGUGUUUAAAGGGUCGUGCAUACGAAGCAGUGAAAAGUAGACUGAUGCACCCGUCCAAUGUUCCGGGAAUAAUUGGAACCCUUCAGAUGAUGUUUGGCCAACCCGAAGCUAUAGUAUGCUCGUUAAUGAGUAAGAUUAAUGCCAUGCCACCUCUGAAGGAGGAAAAGUUAGAGACUAUCGUUGAAUUUGCAGUGAGCGUACAAAACUUUUGUGCGACAGUUGAUGCUUGUGGCCUGGAGGAUCAUCUCUACAACGUUUCUCUUCUUCAACAGCUGGUUAACAAACUUCCGUCGUCGAUUAAAUUAGACUGGGCGCGUCAUCGUCGAUCCGUCCCCAGGGUCAACUUGGCGACUUUUGGGAAUUGGGUGUAUUCUCUUGCUGAAGUCAUAAGCACUGUUUCUAUUCCUUCGAUUAUACAGGAGCCUAAGCUAGCUCGUAACGAUGGUCGCAACAACAAGAAAACCAGCGGUUUCUUGAAUGCACAUCUUGAGUCUCCAGAGCAAAACACCGUAGAUACACUAUCAAAUGCAAAGUACGCCGAAAAGACUCAACCCGUCUUCAGAGAUCGUCUAUAUAACCCUUGUUCAGUAUGCAAAGGCACGUGUAAGACGGUGGAGAAGUGCAAACGUUUUCUGGAUCUUUCUCGAGAUGGUCGAUGGGCUGCUAUACGUGAAUUCGGACUAUGUCGUACAUGCUUACGUUGUCACAAUGGAAAUUGCAAGGCAAAACCUUCUGGCAAGAAUGGUUGUACUGUCAGGCACCAUGAACUGUUACACAACGAUCAGAAAGCUGAGAGAUCUGCGGCAGUUAUAGCUAAUCCUGUGAGCGUAGCGUCCACAAUAACUGAGUCGAAUCAGUCUCAUGGAUGUAAUCUUCAUCGUACGUUAUCCUCCGCAGUACUAUUUCGAUAUCUUCCAGUUGUGCUGCAAGGGAUCAACAAAACCGUUCAUACCUAUGCUUUCUUUGAUGACGGUUCUGAACUCACUCUGCUGGAUAACAAGUUGGCUGAAGAGUUACAGCUUGAUGGUGAAAUUAGUCCACUCUGUUUACGGUGGACAGGAGGAAGAGAGCGUCAUGAAGAGAACUCCCGAAUUGUAGACGUAGGAAUAGCUGGAAUGAAUAGUAACGCUACUGUGUACAAUCUGCGUAAUGUACGUACGGUGGAAGAGCUGCUGUUACCUCCUCAAACGUUAGACGCGAUAGAAUUGUCCAACAUGUACCCACAUCUCCGGGGUUUACCCAUUAAAUCGUACCGCGAUGCGCAACCGCGUAUCCUUAUAGGUUUGAAACACACGCAAAUCAGUUUGGUUCUGCAAAUCAGAGAAGGUGGUAUGGAUCAGCCUAUUGCAGCGAAGACAAGGCUGGGGUGGACCGUCUAUGGCGGCUCUAUCGAGUGUGUUUCCCGUACAGUGCAGUGUGCCUUCCACGAGCAACACCAAGACCAGCGAACGGAGGAAAGCAUGCAUCAAGCAAUGAAAGAUUAUUUCGCUUUAGAUAGUACCGGAGUAUCGAAGCCGGAUAACGUGCUUUUAUCUACUGAAGAUCGUCGAUCCCAACACUUGCUGCAGUCUCUUACUAAAUUUAGGAACGGUCGGUACGAGACCGGACUUCUCUGGCGGUUCGAUCACAUACGUCUCCCCGAUAGCCGCGCUAUGGCUCUUCGGCGUUUUCAUUGCUUGGAAAAUCGCAUGAAGAAAGAUCCAGGUUUGGCCGAAGCUUUCAACUCGAAAAUUUUCGACUAUCUAGCGAAAGGAUACAUCCGCCAGCUUUCACUCAGCGAACUCGCUCGGCCGUACCAACGAACAUGGUAUCUUCCUAUCUUUCCCGUUACAAACCCAAACAAGCCUGGAAAAUUAAGAAUUGUUUGGGAUGCAGCAGCUACAUCUUACGGCCAAUCUCUUAACACCAAUCUGCUAAAGGGCCCUGAUCAGCUCAGCUCCCUGUUCUCCAUUCUUCUUCAGUUCAGGAAGUAUCGGAUCGGACUGACUGGUGACAUCCGUGAAAUGUUUCACCAGGUGGAUAUCUCUGAACAAGAUCAGCAAUGUCAACGGUUCUACUGGAGAGAUGAGUCCGGAGAAAUCGGUACCUUUGUGAUGCGUGUGAUGACGUUCGGAUCAUGCUGCUCUCCAAGCUGUGCCCAAUAUGUCAAAAACAUCAAUGCUCAGCGCCAUUCUCGAGACUACCCGGAAGCAGCAGAAGUGAUCAUCAAGAGUCACUACGUCGAUGAUAUGUUAGUCAGUGUCGAAAGUGAAGAGCAGGCCAUUGAAUUAGCACAGAAAGUAAAAUUCGUCCACUCGCAAGGCGGCUUUGAAAUUCGCAAUUGGAUUAGCAAUUCGAAUCGCGUCUUAGCAGCUCUGAAAGAAGGAAGUAUUGCGGAAAAGAAUUUGGAUCUGACCUCUGAGAUGGGUACCGAAAAGGUAUUAGGCAUGUGGUGGUGCACGACAUCGAAUACGUUCACGUACAGAGUUGGUUGGAGCAGACUUGAUCGCGCGCUCUUGGAAGGACGUCGUCAUCCUACAAAAAGAGAAGUCCUGCGAGUCCUUAUGACGAUAUUCGACCCUCUCGGUCUAAUUGCUAACUUUCUCAUGUUCCUGAAAAUUCUGCUGCAAGAAGUUUGGCGAUCUGGUGUCCAAUGGGAUGAUCCCAUUGACGAAUUGUCGUACGAAAAGUGGAAGCUGUGGCUAAAAGUUCUACCUGAAGUGGAGAAAGUGUCAGUCCCUCGCUGUUAUCGAGUUCUUACUAGUCUCAGCGCUAGAAUGGAGAUUCAGUUGCAUACAUUCGUUGAUGCUAGCGAGAACGGGUUCGCAGCUACUGUACAUCUUCGAUAUGUCCAGAACGGCAUGGUGGAAUGCAACUUAGUAUCGGCCAAGACGCGGGUGGCCCCAUUGAAAUUUACUUCAAUCCCAAGGCUCGAGCUUCAAGCUGCUGUAAUAGGUACACGGUUAGCACGAACGAUUGAAGAAUGCCUCUCCACUCCUAUAUCUAAACGCUACUUCUGGACUGAUUCAUGGGAUGUCAUUUGCUGGAUAAACUCAGAUCACCGGCGGUACUCACAGUUCGUUGCGUUCCGUAUUAGCGAAAUUCUCGAAUUAACUGAAAUUAAUGAAUGGCGCUGGGUACCCACCAAGUUAAACGUAGCUGACGACGCUACUAAAUGGGUUGGUCGACCGAAUAUGACUCCUGAAAACAGAUGGUUCAAAGGACCUGAAUUCCUCCAGCGUCCGGAAGAGGAGUGGCCUAAGUUUCCAACCAGAAAGAGCUCAACCACAGCAGAACUUCGACCGAGUCUUUUACUGCAUUACAUAACUCCUGAUGCCAUUAUUAUCGUAAACAAGUAUUCCAGUUGGAAACGGCUUGUCAACGUCGUCGCACGUGUUUAUCGUUUUCCUGCAAAUUGCCAUCGCAAACAGCAAGGGAAACCAAUCGUAACCGGUCCUCUCACAACCGAAGAGCUGCAGACUGGAGAGUGUUACCUCUAUCGCCGUGCGCAAAUAGAAGCUUAUCCGGAGGAAAUAGCCAUAUUACUGAAAGCCCAGGAAUACCCAGAAGAACCACGCAAGCAAAUACCAAAAAAUAGUGAACUCUAUCAGCUAUCACCGGUACUUGAUCGUUACGGAGUCGUAAGAAUGCAAGGAAGAACGCGGCACUGCGUCUAUGCUACUGAAGAUGCAAAAAACCCUAUAGUUAUGCCACGUGACCACUACAUAACCACCCUGAUAAUAGCAUAUUACCACAAUAAAUACCACCCCCAGAACCACGAAACCACCGUAAAUGAGCUUCGCCAGAAAUACAAGAUCGCUAGACUUCGAGUAUGUUACGCAAAGGUCAGAAGGCAGUGCCAGCGGUGUAAGAACGACAGCGCUGUUCCGUAUCCCCCGAUCAUGGCUGAUCUUCCGCCAGCACGAGUUGCGGCUUUCUCACGACCGUUUACGCAUGUUGGCGUCGACUAUUUCGGGCCAAUGGAGGUUGUCGUAGGAAGAAGAGUGGAGAAACGAUGGGGAAUGCUAGCCACCUGCUUGACAAUUCGCGCGAUCCACAUUGAAUUAGUACACUCACUCAACACAGACUCAUGCAUUAUGGCUCUCCGCAGAUUUAUCGCCCGUCGUGGUACGCCAAAAGUACUGUUCAGCGACCGCGGGACAAACUUCGUGGGCGCAAGCCGAGAACUUCGUGAGGCUGAGGGUACUAUAAACCAGCAGAAAAUUAUGGAAGAGUUUGUCUCCACAGAAACCCAGUGGCUGUUCAAUCCACCCGCCGCACCGCACAUGGGCGGCAGUUGGGAAAGACUAAUUCGCACAGUAAAGAAAAAUUUAGCCUCUAUAUGCCCAACAAAGAAACCUACAGAUGAAGUACUCCGCAGCCUUCUGACCGAAAUUGAAAGCGUGGUUAAUUCCCGUCCAUUGACUCAUGUACCAAUCGACGACGAAUCGGACCCUGCUCUUACACCGAAUCAUCUUCUGCUCGGCUCUUCAAACGGAACUAAGCCGUUAUCCGUAAACGACAACAGCGGUUUGGCGUUAAAGCAAGGAUGGCGUACCUCUCAAACUCUAGCUAACCAGUUCUGGAAGCGUUGGCUAACAGACUACCUGCCAGAAAUCACCAGACGAACAAAGUGGUUCGUCCACACACGGCCAGUUAGGAAAGGAGACAUCGUGGUCAUCGUAGAUCCUAAGCUGCCCCGAAACUGCUGGCCGAAGGGCAAGGUCAUCGAUACCUGCGUAUCCAAGGACAAUCAGAUACGUUCUGCAACAGUGCGUACAGCGAGUGGCGUGUACGAGCGACCCGUGACCAAGCUUGCAGUUCUGGACGUCUUGCGUGACUAGAUGUAGGCCAACCUGAGGUCGACAUACCUGGGGGGAGUGUUAUCGGACCCAUCCGAAAAGCGCUCACCUUACCAUCGCACGUCAUGGUCAUCGAGGAACGCGGUUUGUUAAACGAAAAAAGGAAGAAAAGAAGUAAGUGACGCAUUGAUUUCCUGUGGGUGAAAAGAGCACACUCAGUUCGCUUAAGUUCAUUUUGUUUGAUAUAUUUGCCCGAUUAAGUCGAUUUACUAUAUAAGUAAAAGCUAUAUCUAAGGUUGGCUAGUGCUAAUUGCUACAAGCGAAGAGUUACCUAACCUAAUUUAAGGAGUCUAUACUAUAGUCGGAACACUCAGGCUCAGUGUUUCUAAGCCGACUGCUCGGUGAGGUUAGAAGACCGUAAGACUAACGAGGAAACUAAACGUAAGUCGAUCAAUUUCUUUAACUUAAAAUACCAUCAAUGAAGUCUCUAAAUUAUAUAAGUUUAUACAUGAUACUUAUCACUGAAAAUUUAUCGCAGGAAUAUUAUAAUCUCCCAAACCUAAAUUCAUCGUUUUUUAUUACCGGAGAUUAUACAUUCGGAAUUAACCCUCUCAUGCACGUUGACCAAAUUUGUCAACACUAUUGAUAGUUUUUAUUUAAAACGACGGUGUGCAUUUAAAUUGGAUUAACGUUUUGAUGAAGGAUUGACAAUACUGAAUAUUGACAUAAAUAUUGUCUCGUGUAAGCAGAGAUGCUAGGUAAAAAAUUCAUAUAUCUUCAGACUGCGUUGCAAAAGUCUGUGAAUUCGCUAAAAUGUCUGCGGACUUUCAUUUCUCUAUUAAAUUUGAUACACAAAACUGGUUUAACAAUAAAAAAACAGCGCGGCUAUUCCAAAAGUCUGUAAUUUGUCCGUUGACUUUUUCCUCGUCACUGCAAUCAAAUACAAAUAGAAUACCCAGACGGAAAAGUUUGAAUGUUUUCUUUCUCACUUUUUGUGAAAUCUGUAUGAAUCUGUAUUAAGUUUGGGAAAUCUGUACUCUGUAUUAAGCAUGUAUGUCGUAUGCGCAUGUGAAAAUCUGUAUAAAACAGAUAAAUCUGUUAUUUUUUAAAAAUCUGUUCCUGACUAAAAAUUAUCUGGAUUUGUCUGGGUCCAACUAUACACAAGGAAAUUUUGACCGGGUUUUAUUUUCAGUGUGCAAAAAAACAAAAAGGUCUCACAACCUAUCGAAUCACCAAAAUCAUUAAGAUCUAGUGAGAUCUAACAAAUUCUGGGAAAAUUGGAAAAAUCUGGUAAAAUGUGUUAAAUCUGGAUCUGGUUAGUUAGCGUGUCUGGCGAAGCGAGAAUAAUCUGUCAACCUGGCAAAACUAAAGAUCAUUUUUAUGUAUUUUUGGAGGAGAAUUCACUCAUUGUCGAGCUCCAAAAUGAGGUCGUUAUCUACUUAAACUUUGACUUGAUCCCAAUAAAAAUGGAUAGCGUGCUUUGUUACGGCAUAACACUUUGGGUAAAUUUACAAGUAAAUUUUAGGGUUUUGUCCCAAAGCGGCUAGGUAAGAUGAAGGUCGUUUGUUUCGAAGGCCAUUCGAAAUUUAGACGUCGAUUUUUCAUGGAUACAUCGACGUAAACAUUUCAAAAGGAUCUAAAAGUCAUUGACAAUUUUUUGUCUGCUUUCUCUUUCAACUAUCUUCGACUAUUACACUAAU
Messenger RNA from Malaya genurostris, 7736 nucleotides. RefSeq lists its product as uncharacterized. Gene Ontology annotation, biological process: DNA integration. Lineage: Eukaryota; Metazoa; Arthropoda; Insecta; Diptera; Culicidae. The coding region runs from base 1 to 6078 and encodes 2025 amino acids. The transcript is spliced from 3 exons. The record is from RefSeq and is a predicted model, not a curated record. Gene Ontology annotation, molecular function: nucleic acid binding.